CUCUCUACUUCUGUUUUGGGUUACUUCGAACCUUAAAAGGUCUUAAAAUGGCCGCCUCAACCGCCGCCAGAUCCAUUUUCCGGUCCUGCGCCGGCCGGAGCUGCGCCUCGGCCGCUCGGUUCGCCACUGAAUCGAAAGCUGCUCGCUCACCGUUCCGCAUAGGACCCAAGCAGCCCACAUCAUCAUCUCCUUCUCUCAGGUGUCCUGUUGAAUUGAGCUUCUGUGUGGAGUCGAUGCUGCCCUACCACACUGCCACUGCCUCGGCUUUGAUGACUUCCAUGCUUUCCAUCACUCGCCGCAGCUACGGUUGGCUUCCUGAAGCUUGCAAUAAUGAUGCAUGACCAAUUUCCAAUGAGUCCAGUAGAAGUUUUCUUCAAAGUUCAUGCACAUGAAGAGAAAGAGACUCGGAAGCCUUAUGAGAUACAUACAGGACUCUAGAUUGAAAAUAAGCCAAUGCAUUGCUGUUGUAUCUAGUUUAUUAUUCUCCUUUUUUUCUUUUGGAUUUACUCUAAGCACCAUGAGGAUUGAGAUGUGAUAUUUGGAUCACUACAGUAACCACGCAUAUAUUAUCUUCCCUGCAAUGUUGCCAUUUUGUAAUCUUGGUGUAUGCAGCUUAUGUUUCUCAAAGUAAACGUGAUUACAUUUGUAGCAAUGAGAUUUCAUAGCUUCUGAUAUGGGUUUGAUUUAGAAAAGGUUCCUACGUGUAACAUGUUGUACUUCAAGCCAAAGCUCUUCCAGCCAAAUUCAUCUGAAAUUUCAGCCAUUUCACAUUUUAGUGCGUAUUAUGACCUAGCAGAGUUUCAGUUUACAGGAUUUUGGUUCGUUAUAGGGUGUGUAGGUUGAUAGGGAUUAUGAGCUGACAUACUUUGAGUAAGCUGUCCCAUUUUGCCUCUUCCUUUAUGG
This is a messenger RNA of Argentina anserina (silverweed cinquefoil), 903 nucleotides long. Its product is annotated as protein NUCLEAR FUSION DEFECTIVE 6, mitochondrial. NCBI's taxonomy places the organism in Eukaryota, Viridiplantae, Streptophyta, Magnoliopsida, Rosales, Rosaceae. Bases 48 to 341 code for a protein of 97 amino acids. The transcript has 3 exons. Gene Ontology annotation, cellular component: mitochondrion. The record is from RefSeq and is a predicted model, not a curated record.